Talpa occidentalis (Iberian mole) is the source of this 4800-nucleotide messenger RNA. It is a transcript of the gene SLC16A5, whose product is annotated as solute carrier family 16 member 5. Gene Ontology annotation, biological process: monocarboxylic acid transport; transmembrane transport. Gene Ontology annotation, molecular function: monocarboxylic acid transmembrane transporter activity. The record is from RefSeq and is a predicted model, not a curated record. The transcript is spliced from 6 exons. Bases 680 to 2065 code for a protein of 461 amino acids. Gene Ontology annotation, cellular component: membrane. NCBI's taxonomy places the organism in Eukaryota, Metazoa, Chordata, Mammalia, Eulipotyphla, Talpidae.
GCCCCCGGGCCGCUCCGCGGGGGGACUGGGGCUCCUCCUCCUCUCACCGUGGAAGAGAGCCUGGAAAUGCGGGAGGAGGCCCCUGCACUCUGGCUACAGGCCCCGUAACUCCAAAUCUCUGCCAUGAGGGUGUCAGCUGGCCCUGUGACCAUGACCACAAACUCGGAGGCGCUGGGAAAGGAUCCUGAGGGUCUCGCAAGGAAUCUGCCAUCAGAUGGGAAGCCCUGAGAAGGGGGGUAUGUGCCACGGGAGGAGGACGGGAAGCAUCAUCUGAAUUGUUGCUGUGCCCACAAACCCAACCUCAGGCCAUUGGGCCUUGGCGAUGUGGGCGCUCUGGGCUGGGGUCCUUGAGGUCUGAGGUCGCAGCUCCGUGGAAAGCUGCUCACCUCCGCCCCAGGAAGGAAGAGCAAAGCCUCAGCAGCCCCGUCUCCCGUGGGCACCGGCAACAGUGUGGUGCCCUGGCUCCCGUGCAAAGGAAGGACCACUUCCCUGCUGGGGUAGAGGCAAAACCAGAGCCCCCCAGCCCCAUGGCUUCUCUGUCCCCCUUGAGUCUUCGGGAAUGGACCUGCCUGCCAAGAAGCGGGGUCACCCGUGGACUUGUCUGCCCUCCUGGGGAGCACAGGUGGCCGGAGCCGUGGUAGCAGCAGUGGCGGGGCUGUGGCAACACUCCUAGCAGAGGAUGGCCCAGGCCCUGGAGCGCCCCGAGGGCAGCUGGGCCUGGGUGGUGCUGCUGUCCUCCAUGGUGACCCAGGGCCUCACCCUGGCCUUCCCCACCUGCAUCGGCAUCUUCUUCACCGAACUCCAGCGUGAGUUCCAGGCCAGCAACAGCGAGACCUCCUGGUUCCCCUCCAUCCUGACAGCCAUGCUUCACGCAGGGGGACCCCUUUGCAGCAUCCUGGUGGACCGCUUUGGCUGCCGAGUGGCAGCGAUGCUGGGGGGCGUGCUGGCCUGCCUGGGCAUGGUGGCCAGCUCCUUCUGCCGCACCCUCAGCGAGCUGUACAUCACAGCAGGAUUCAUCACAGGCCUGGGCUUGUGUUUCAGCUUCCAGUCCAGCAUCACUGUGCUGGGCUUCUACUUCUCCCGCCGACGGCCGCUGGCCAAUGCCCUGGCCUCCAUGGGCGUCUCCCUGGGCAUCACGCUGUGGCCACUACUCUCCCGCUACCUCCUGGAGGACCUAGGCUGGAGGGGCACCUUCCUUAUCUUCGGUGGGGUCUUUCUCCACUGCUGCAUCUGUGGAGCCAUCAUGCGGCCCAUGGCCACCAGGGUGGCCGCUAAGACCAGAGAAGUCCCCCACCCGCCUUCCAAGACACCGGCUCCCAGCUGCCUGGCAAAGUGCGGCCAGGCCAUCCAACGCCACCUGGCCUUCGACGUCCUGCUGCACAACGCAGGCUAUCGCGUGUACACCCUGGGCAUCAUGUGGAUGAUCCUAGGUUUCCCGCUGCCUCACAUCUUCCUGGUGCCUUACGCCAUGAGGCACGGGGUGGACGAGCACAAGGCGGCCCUGCUCAUUUCCAUCAUCGGCUUCAGCAACAUCUUCCUGCGGCCUUUGGCGGGGAUGCUGGCCGGCCGGCCCACCUUUGCCGGCCACCGCAAGUACCUGUUCACCUUGGCCAUCCUGCUCAACGGGCUCACCAACCUGGUGUGCACAGUGUCAGCCAACUUCUGGGUGCUGGUGGGCUACUGCCUGGUGUACAGCGUGUCCAUGAGCGGCGUGGGUGCCCUCCUCUUCCAGGUCCUCAUGGACCUCGUCCCCAUGGAUCGCUUCUCCAGCGCCCUGGGACUCGUCACCGUCCUGGAGAGCAUCUCCAUCCUCAUCGCCCCGCCGCUGGCUGGCCUCCUCCUGGACACCAGCAAUAACAACUUCAGCUAUGUGUUCUACAUGGCCAGCUUCUUCCUCAUCUCAGCUGCUCUCUUCAUGGGCAGCAGCUUCUGUGUCUUGCAGAAGAAGGAGAGGCAGGGUAGGCAGGCUGAAGCAGAAGAAGCCAGCAAGGGCCACCCCGUGGAGGGCGCAGAUGGUUCCGAGAAGCGCCUGUGCUCAGAGGCCACAUCUGUGACCAGCAUCUGAGUCCUCAGUGAGUGACCUCUGCCUCGGACAAGAAUGGGAUGUCCAGCUGCUGUGCCAGGACUGGGAUGGAGGGCUGCCCAGGAAACCUAGGCCACAGGCUGGCCAGGGUCUGUGCAUCAGGACUCAGCUAGGAGCUGGGGCCUUGCCGGCCCCCUCUGAAGACUCAGAGGUCCUGCCAACUAGUGGACUCCAGGAGCAGAUCCUCCUCAUGUUCCUUGGGCACCGGCUUCCUGGGGUGUGGGUCAGGGCCCUGCUGGGGGCUGCCCCAGUGCAGCUGUUGCUAUGACUCAAUACACUGGACUUCAAAGUCCAGCCUGGCUGCCUCCAAUGUAAUCUCUUUGUCCUUCUCUAGCUUCCAGAUGGUUCCAAAGGAGCUCACCCCUCCUCCGCCCCCCCGUCCCCAUUCCCAAGUGACCCAGCCCACAUCAUUGUUGGGGUAACCAAGGCUGGCACUUUGGCUGCACUCAGCACAGUUAGCUGGGCCUCACACUGACUAGACCUCUGGGAAGACGGGCCUUGUGAGAACCAGUGGUGACCUGCGGUGGUGGAGGGCCGGGCUGAGGAAUCAGCCUGGGUUAAAUGUUGGGUGCAGUCCCCAUCCUGUUCCCUGGGCAGAGAACUGGAAGGGAGCCCCUGGCUUGGGUCCUAGCAUUAGUGAAGUGUGAGAGGUACCCUGGGCACUCACAGGUCCUGCUCCAGCAUCUUCUUCUCUGCAUCUUGGGCGGAAGAUGCAGAGCAUCUUUCAGCAUUAGGCUGAAAGGGGAGUGGAGUAGGGGAAGAGGUGCUAGGCAGGCCCUGAGGACCUCUGUGGAAAUGGAGCCCCCACCCCCACCUCACCACCCUGUCUGAGUGUCAACCCUAGAGUAAGUAACUGUUGGCCUAUGUUUGUGGUCUGGAGGUCAGAGCUCCCCCAUACACAGGCUUUUUUGCAGGUACCCUCCCUUCCCUGAUGUCAUAACCUGGGGGCUGGCUGUCAUCAGCCUAGGCCUGUCCAACAGAGGGAAUGGAAAAACAGAUUUUGUUUGAAUUUGGCAGAGAAAAAUGUUUCCUGCAGCAGGUUAUAAAGCCUGUGAACUAAUGAAACUGGAGAACAGGCCUGGAGUAAGUUUCUCCCUCGCUCCCUCUUCAGUUCUCCUAACUCAGCAGGGGCAGCGUCUGCCCUGAGCCUUGUUUGUUGAUUCAGUCUAAACCCGGCUCCAACAAGAAAAGCUUAUCAGGAGAAUUGAUUUUAUUUUUAUGACCCAACAGCAGCCUCCCUCCCCUCCAAGUCCAGCUGGCAAGAAUCACCAUCCUUGGGGACUGCUUGUCUUUCCAGGGCUCUGCCACAAGUGCCCCCAUAUGGCCAAAGACAGUAGUGCAGGGGCAAACUUCAUAUUUGGGGGUGCCACCAUUUGCAGCCGCCUGCCUUUGGCAAAUUGUUCAUCUCUAGGCCAUUAGAAAGGAGGUUGGUUACAGUCUCUUCCAGCUUGGAAGGUGUUAUCCUGAGGAUUGGCGUUGCCUUCCUGCGCCUCACCCAAUUCUGUGCUUGGCCACUACCCACAGUUUAUGUACUGAGUGGGUGAUUCUUGGACCUAUUUUACCAGGUUCUAGCUUCCCCACCUUCAUUGAGUGGAAAAGGAGGGAGUGGGAGCUGGGCCUGGGGGCAGCUGAAUGCUUUUGGUGCUGGUAGCCACCAGGCUUUGAAAUGUGCAUCCCCUAAAUGUCACUUCCUGAAAACAUUUAAGGACAAACAUUGUCUUUUAAGGACAAAAAAAAAAAAAUAAGUGAACAUUCAGUAUAUCAGUAUAGACAAUCUUCCACCUCAGCUGGCCCUGGCAAGAGUGACAAUAAUCUCUGGACAGCAUCCCUUGAAGACAUGUUGCUGUGUGCCAAGCUUGGCAUCCACUGUGUGCCAAGGACUAGAGAGAGAGUAGUAACACCUAGUUGCUGCCCACAGCACAAAGCCAAGACAAAAGCUUCCCCAGGAGGAGGGCCCUGGAGGCCUUGGAGGGAACAGAGGAGGGAGGGUGAUGUGGCACAUCUGAUUUCAGCACUCCCUCUUGGCUGAGUCCCAGGAUUCCUAGAGUCUGGAGCAGUUCCUGACCAGCGCAGGGUUGAAUGCACUGCUAUGUUGUCUCUAAGCCCUGAGCUCCUGCUCCCCAGGCCUUUGCUGAUCUCUCUGGCCAAAAGCACCCCCACCCUCCCUACACACACACCCUGGGCUAAGAAGUACAUCCUCAGGUCUCAUCAGUUCCCCACAGAAGCUGAAGGGCCUGGUGAGGGAACUGGGGCCACAGCUGUCACAGAGCCAGACUAUGGUACUAGCUCUGGCCCUGGGACGGUGCAAAGGGCAGGGGCUGCCCAGGGAUCUGAGGACAUGCAGUAGGCCCGCCCUCAGUGGGGCUGUCCUCAGCUGGAGUAUGGCAGCCACUGUCUUCAUCAAUCGCCACCUUCCUGAGAAGGAAUGGGCCGAAGGGCUCCUGAAUCCUGUGUUCCACAACUCAAAAGCAGCCAAAGGGCCUCCCUGGUGGCGCAAGGGGUUAGGCAUUGCACUAUGAAGCAAUCUGAAGCCUCUGCAUCAGGAGUUCGAUACCUGCCGGCCAGGGAGACACCCACUUGGCCAGGCAGACCUCUCCUGUCUUUCCCACUGUUUCCUUCAGCAGUGUAUUUCAGUGGGUCCGCCUGUCAAGCUCCCCACUCUGUCUCUGGUGGAUCCUCUCACCCCCCGCAUCUCCGGCGGGUGCCCCAGCUCCUGU